AUGGCUCCUCCUGCAGCUGAAAUUAGAAGAAAAUUAGUCAUUGUUGGUGAUGGUGCUUGUGGUAAAACAUGUUUAUUAAUUGUUUUCUCUAAAGGUACUUUCCCAGAAGUUUACGUUCCAACUGUUUUCGAAAAUUACGUUGCUGAUGUUGAAGUUGAUGGUAGAAAAGUUGAAUUAGCAUUAUGGGAUACUGCUGGUCAAGAAGAUUAUGAUAGAUUAAGACCAUUAUCAUACCCUGAUUCCAAUGUUAUCUUAAUUUGUUUUGCUGUUGAUUCACCAGAUUCUUUAGAUAACGUUUUAGAAAAAUGGAUCAGUGAAGUUUUACAUUUCUGUCAAGGAGUUCCAAUUAUCUUAGUUGGAUGUAAAAGUGAUUUAAGAAAUGACCCUAAUGCUAUUGAAUAUUUAAGACAACAACAACAACAACCAGUUUCUCAAAGUGAAGGUCAAAGUGUUGCUCAAAAAAUUGGUGCUGCUAACUAUUUAGAAUGUUCCGCUAGAACUGGUGAAGGUGUUAGAGAAGUUUUCGAAGCUGCUACAAGAGCUUCUUUAAGAUCAAAAGAAAAGAAAGAAAAAACUAAAAAGAAAUGUAAUAUUUUAUAA
Messenger RNA from Yamadazyma jaroonii, 600 nucleotides. Lineage: Eukaryota; Fungi; Ascomycota; Pichiomycetes; Serinales; Debaryomycetaceae. The record is from the annotation of a GenBank genome assembly.